AUGCGAAUAGCCGAAAAUGGGCCAUCCAGGAUUUCUUAUGCAGGCUUAGGCAUCCAGGUCAUACGGAGCCUGGCUGACCUGAGCCGCCCAGAUCGCCUCGAAGACAACGACGACACAACUCAUGCUGUAAAUUCACUAAAACCCUCUUCGAUCCAGUCGUUGGCCAGUUCAGAAGGUCCCCUCAAUCUCUUCAGACGAAUCCUGGAAGAAAUCAUCGCAAAACUCGCUCCGCAAGAUAGACUCCGCCGGUAUUCGCAGCCCUUUACGUGGCCCUUUGAUAAAAAGGACAUUUCAGAGCUACUCUCCUCUUUAGAGCGACUAAAAAGCUUCUUGAACUUGGUCUUGCAAAAUGAUCUCAUCGACCUUGCAAAGUUCGCAAAUCUCAAGCUUGAUGACAUCGGCAACAAGGUGCAAAGCUCUGAGGUUAGGUCUCAAGAGGCCGAAGUUCAAAAGGUCAUUCUCUGGAUCAGCCCAAUUUCUUUCCGCGCAAGACAUCUCGGGGUUUUAGAAAGUGUCCAGCCAGGAACGGGCGCCUGGCUUCUCCAGCAUGAGACGUUUCGCAACUGGGUCAAGGGCGGCAUCAAUGUUCUCUGGUGCCCAGGCAUACCGGGAAAGACGAGGCUCGUAUCCUUGAUAGUCGAUCAUCUUGAACGCGACGACAGUUCGCCUCAGAAACUUUGCACAUAUGUCUACUGCGACUAUAACCAACGAAAGGAGCAGACCUCUGUCACACUCUUGUCAAGUCUGCUUCAGCAAUUUCUUCAACAUUCUUCGAGCGCUACCUUACCAUCGAAGGUGGCACUUCUUUAUCGCUCGCAUCAGAAGUACGGUACACGCCCAACAUUAACCCAGAUCAAUGGUACACUGCGCAAGUUGAUCUCAAACUUCAAGAUAUUUUACGUCAUCGUUGACGCCUUAGACGAGUGUGCCGAGUCUGAAGAGGACGCUAUCCGAUUUGUCUCCGUCGUUUCCUCGUUGGGCUCGCAAGUCAAACUACUAUGCACCUCUCGAUUUUCCAGCACUUUUGACGGCUAUUUCAAGGACUCUGAGAGACUUGAGAUUUCUGCACAGAAAGGAGACAUCAGAAUGUUUCUCGAUUCGCACAUAUCACAGCAACACAGGCCAUCAAGGCACGUACGAGUUGAUCCAAGCUUGAAAGAAGACAUAAUCGGGGCUAUCAUUGAAGAAUCCCAGGGGAUGUUUUUGCUAGCAAAGUUACACGUCGAGUCUCUAUCUCGAAAGUUCAACCGCAAAGAAGCCCGAUCCUCCCUCAAGACUCUUCCUCCGACAUUAGACGCCACUUACUCGGAUGCACUUCAAAGGGUGUAUAGUCAGGCUCCCGAUUCUGUCGAAGUGGCUGAGUCGGUGUUAUUCUGGGUCAUUUGCGCCCAGAGAACACUGACAUUGUUGGAGCUCCAGCAUAUGCACGCCAGACGGGAGUUGUCUGAGGGAUCCGCCCUUGAUGAAGACGAUCUACCCGACGCAGAAAUCCUCACAAGUGUUUGCAGUGGUCUUAUCAUCGCUGACGCGGAAUCUCAAACUGUCCGCCCAGUUCAUUACACCGCUCAGCAGUACUUCGAGAGGUGUCAUAGUAAGGACCUGCUAGACGCGAAAAUGAGCCUCGCAAACGUCAGUUUGAGAUACUUGACAUUGCCAAAUUUCUCAAGCGGCGUAUGUACAGACGAUAAGGCCAUGUCCCAACGCCUUGAUCAAUACCCUUUCUUAGACUAUGCUGCAAAGCAUUGGGGAUCAGAAGCUUUCUUCACCAACCCAGUCGCGCUUCAAGUUGCGAAUCAAGCUUGGAAUAUUGACAAUGCUGGUUACGGCGACUGGAGUCAAGAAUAUCCCAGGGAUGUACCCGCCCUAGUUCUUGCCUCUGCGUUUAAUCUCCCGAAGAUUAUUCGCCAAAUGGUAUCAGAUGGCCACAGCACAGAAGGCAGUGGAAGCGAUAGAGAGACUGCGCUGAUUCGUUCCGCGUCUUUUGGGCAUACAGAGAACGUCCGGACACUUCUCGAACUAGGUGCGUCUGUAAAUGAGCAUGAUUAUAUGCAGCAAACCGCGGUACAGCGAGCAGCAAAGGGCGGGAAAGGAAGCGUCGUCAGAGUCUUGCUAGACGGAUCCGCAUAUGUUAACAUGAGAGCGUCAAGCGACUGGACCGCACUCAUGUCUGCUGUUUCGAGUGGCAACAUCGAAGUUGUCCGGGUGCUGGUUCAAGCAGGGGCAGACUUGACAGCUGAAACUGUAUGGGGUGAUUCCGCGUUGAGCAUCGCAACACGCAACGGCCAAGAAGCCAUCGCCACUUUUCUCGCGGAUAGCGGAGCAAUUCUUCCCCGCGGGUUGGCUGGACACCGUGCUUCCGUCGUGGCUUCCCAAAAAGGACUUCAUCAGCUUAUCAGGCGCCUCACUCAACUCGCCCCAGAUUAUAAGUCUGUUACUCAGAGACCCCUUGAACGACAAGCUUCGAUGCUGAUGGGUGGACUGCUUCGACUACAGUAUUGGGUUUCGAGGAGAUACUCCGCGCUCGAGAAGCUCGGCAAGGGCCACUACGCGGAGGUCUUUAUGUGCGUCAACCGAGUCACCAACGUCAAGUACGCUGUCAAAGCAUUCCGUAUCGACGGGUGGGAAAAGUCGCUCAAAACCUUGAGCAUGCGUCGCGAGGUCACAGCGAUGGAGGAGCUUCGGAAGAAGUCGCACCCGAAUAUCCUACCACUCGUUGACCUAUUUGCGGAGUACUCAGAUAACAAGAUCUACGUGGUCAUGGAAAUUGCACCGGAGGGGGAACUCUUCAACUACAUCGUCACGAAACAAAAGCUCACGGAAGAGGAGGCCCGGAAACUGUUCUUGCAGCUGUUUUCUGUAAUAGAAAUCUUGCACGGUAAUGGGUGGAUGCAUCGAGAUAUCAAGCCCGAGAACAUUUUACUCUCCGGCACAAAGGAUAUGACAGUGAAGCUCGCAGACUUUGGACUGGCGAAAAAUAUCAAUACCGCACCAGGAGUCUGGGAAUUGACAACCACUCUCUGCGGUACACCAAGCUGUGCACGAUACGGGUUCCCGGUGGACAUAUGGUCUUGCGGCAUUGUCUUGUACAUUUGCUUGUGUGGUUUUCCACCAUUCUCGGACGAGCUCUUUUCCUGGGAUUUUCCUUAUUCCCUUUCCCAGCAAAUUAAGAUGGCGCGGUUCGACUAUCCGUCACCGUACUGGGAUUCAGUCGCGGACCCGGCGUUGGAUCUCAUCGACAGCAUGUUGGUCGUCGACAUGGAACGGCGGGUUACGAUUCAGGAGUGUCUUGAACACCCUUGGACCGUCGAAACGGCCCUCCCAAUAUUGCGAGACACGGUACAAUCGACAGGUUUGGAGCGGACCCUUUUGAGUGAGCUGAAUCAAAUUUAGUCAGGUCGUCGCCAUCACCAGGCAAAGUUCAUCGCACACAAAAAAAAAUAUUAAAAAAAGCAAGAAAGAAG
Messenger RNA from Ilyonectria robusta, 3461 nucleotides. RefSeq lists its product as uncharacterized. Gene Ontology annotation, biological process: mitotic DNA damage checkpoint signaling; protein phosphorylation. Lineage: Eukaryota; Fungi; Ascomycota; Sordariomycetes; Hypocreales; Nectriaceae. The coding region runs from base 1 to 3390 and encodes 1129 amino acids. The record is from RefSeq and is a predicted model, not a curated record. Gene Ontology annotation, cellular component: nucleus. Gene Ontology annotation, molecular function: protein binding; protein serine/threonine kinase activity; ATP binding. The transcript is spliced from 10 exons.